Messenger RNA from Rubroshorea leprosula, 937 nucleotides. The record is from the annotation of a GenBank genome assembly. Lineage: Eukaryota; Viridiplantae; Streptophyta; Magnoliopsida; Malvales; Dipterocarpaceae.
UAAUAAGAGAAAUAUUAACUUAAUUCUUUCUAAAAAUUUCUUUUCUGUAAGGUUACGUGAUGGAACUUUCAUGUUCUUCCAUCCAAGCUUUAGUUGGGGAGAUCAAGGAAGAGAUGUCCUCAGACAUUGAUCCUUAAUUACACAUUUGUUUCCCCUUCUGCGCAUGACACUGCAUGGCUAGCCAUGAUUCCAGAUCCUCGGGAUCCAACUGGUCGACCAAUGUUCAAGGGGUGCUUGGAUUGGGUGCUUAAUAACCAGAGAGAAGAUGGGUUUUGGGGAGAGUGUGAUGGUCAUGGCAUGCCCACCAUCGAGUCUCCUCUGGCUACUCUUGCCUGCGUAGUUGCACUCAAGAAGUGGAAUGUUGGGACAAGAGAAGUGCAAGGAGGGUUGGCAUUUGUGAAUGAAAAUAUUGAGAAGCUUCUUGGUGAUCAUUUUCCUCGGUGGUUUGCCAUUGUUUUCCCUGGAAUGAUUGAUCUCGCACAUGAAGUCGGUCUACAGAUUGCCUUUCCUAAGCAGCUAGGACUAUCAAUGAACAUUUUUGGUGAAAGGCAAGGUAUUCGUGAAAGGGAGGAACUGGUUGGAGAACAAUUUCCUCCAUUGCUAUCGUAUCUUGAAGUCCUAACACCUACUGAUGAUAAACUCAUUGAAGAAAGCAUAACCAAGGACUUAAGCUUGGAUGGCUCGUUAUUCCAGUCCCCUGCAGCCACAGCUGGAGCAUUUAUGGCUACAGGAAAGAGAGAGUGCUUAGCUUAUCUGCAAUCUCUCGUUCAAAGAUGCCCUAAUGGAGGUCAACAAAAUUUUCUAUAGAAAUUAAUCCAUGCAUAUCUUUUGGGACCUGAAUAUAUAGUCAAAUUAUACUUCAUUUUGAAGACAAUCUAAUGGAGGACAAUUUUUAAAAAAUUUUGAAUUCCAUUUAAAAUAAAUAGACCUCUUGAAC